This is a messenger RNA of Cadophora gregata, 1969 nucleotides long. RefSeq lists its product as uncharacterized. Gene Ontology annotation, biological process: carbohydrate metabolic process. The transcript has 5 exons. The record is from RefSeq and is a predicted model, not a curated record. Lineage: Eukaryota; Fungi; Ascomycota; Leotiomycetes; Helotiales; Ploettnerulaceae. Gene Ontology annotation, molecular function: polygalacturonase activity. The coding region runs from base 486 to 1811 and encodes 441 amino acids.
GUCUUGGUAUUUCCCAUUCCAAUGAACUCGCCUAAAGUUUGACGAAUCAUAAUUAAACGGAAAAUUUAUAACAUCAUCUGAACUCUUGAUACCUAUCUCACCUCCACGAACUCUCUUUUCCGCUCCACUUGCUACUUUUCCAGCAUGAGUCCCCAUGUUUUCCCCCGCAACCCCGCAUGUUAUCCGAACUUUUCUGCUGAACCAUCUCGUUCUAUCCCCCACUCUUGAUCUUUCGUGCUUCAUAGUUUUUCCGGCCGCUAUUAAUGGUCAGAGUUGCACUGAAAAGCCUCUGAGGCUCAAGGUCGAGGAUGAUACCCAAGAAAUCGGGGACACUGUCGCUCCUAAUGUCCCGAACAAAGGAUGGCACAUUGGGACAGUCCCUGCCGAGUUUUGUGCCGGGAGCCGGACAUCUGAUCGGAACGAGAAGUAUAUAAAGAUGUAAGUUGUUUUGAAGCUCUUUAGUACGGCGUAUCUCCAACUCCACAAUGGUCUCAUCAAGUAUUCUCUUGCUCUCAUUAGCAGCGCCGCUGUGUACCUUCGCCUCCAGCAUCUCUCAAAUCCCAGUCUUUAGAAAUCUCAGAUCACCUCGUCCCAUCACUGCUCAGAGCUCUCCCCCAAGAAACAAAACAUGUCUUGUGAACAGUCACAACGAUUUAGUUUCUGAUGACUCCAAAUACAUCCUCGAGGCUAUUGAGGAUUGUAAUAAUGGCGGCCACGUCAUCUUUUUGGAGAAGUCAUCAUAUGUCAUUGGAACUCCUCUGAACCUCACAUAUCUCUCGUCUGUCGACUUGGAUAUUCAAGGCAGCAUCUCGUUCACAAACGACACGGAUUACUGGCAGAAGAACUCUUUCCGGCUUGUUUUCCAGAACGCUACCAGUUAUUUUCUUCUCGGUGGCAAAGAUGUCAAUGUCUACGGCGGUGGAACUAUCCACGGCAAUGGUCAGACCUGGUGGAAUGCCUUCGCUGCGAAGAAGAGCACGAAUCGCCCUAUCUUAUUUGCAACGGUCGGACUUGAGGGUGGUUCCAUUUCUGACCUAAGUCUCACUGCAUCUCCGUUCUGGCACAACAUUAUUGCGAACUCAAGUGAUGUUGUGUAUACAGACAUGCGUCUGUACUCGGUUUCCAAUAACCAGAAUUUCGAGAAGAAUACUGAUGGGUGGGAUACGUAUCGCUCAACCGGUAUCAUUAUCCAGAAUUCUACGAUUACCAAUGCUGACGACUGCGUCAGCUUCAAGCCCAACAGCACUAAUAUCAUUGUCCGCAACCUGAGCUGCAAUGGUACCCACGGUAUCUCAGUUGGAAGCUUAGGGCAAUAUCCAGAAAGAGUCGACUACGUUGAAAACAUUCUUGUGACCAAUGUAAACAUGUACAAUUCUUCGGAGGGUGCUCGCAUCAAAGUCUGGCCUAACUCUUACGCUGAGAAAUCAGCCGCACUCACCGGUGGCGGGGGACGUGGUCUUGUCCGCAACGUGACAUACGAUGGAAUGUGGCUUGAUAAUGUCGACUACGGUCUCACUAUCACCCAGUGCUAUGGACAGGACAAUGAGACGCUUUGUUUUGAGCAUCCUUCGAAACUGAACAUCCAGGAUGUCACCUUCAGAAAUAUCAGAGGUCGUACAAACAGAGUAUUUGCCCCUAUUGUGGCUCAUCUUGUCUGUUCAAGCAAUGAGACAUGCUCGAAUAUCCGGGCCGAGAAUGUUGACAUUAGAACCAUCAGUGGUGCAAAUCUGGUGACCUGUAGGAACUUGGAUCGGUCGCUCCUAGGCGGUUUGAACUGUACCGAAGAGAGUAAAGGAUAUAAUCCGGCAUAGAAGAAUGGGAACUUAAUGAAUGAUUAUGAAUGUAGAAUUCAGAAGAGUUUAGACUCACUGAUAAACAUGAUAUCGUGCUGGAGUCCUGGCUAUCUUCUGCCGUUCCACCUAGAAAGGGUGAGUAAAUUGCUCGGCUAUGCAUCUUCCUCACUUCAGAC